UGGGAUUACUCAGUGGCGAGAGAGACAUCAAGGAGAGCCCAGAGCGGAGCAGGGAGACGGCACCAUUCUCUGAGCUUUGGUCCACUCUGCCUGGGAGGGUAGAGCUCUAACCAGAUACACUGCAAGCAUCAGAAUCGGGAUGAACAUCGAGGUUGGGAACGUUUCUUAUACGGGAGCCAUCAUCUCCUGGUCGUCCUCGGAGCCCUGCCUGGAGGACUAUUACCAUAUUAUGUACAGGCCCAACUGGAACAGCAUCUUCUCUGGCUAUCUUCGCUACAGCUUCCACCACGAGGAGAAGGUGCCUCGAACGAUCAGCUCGGUGGCGCUGGAACACCUGGCCCCUUCCACGCUCUACUUCCUCUGCAUCAGUUGUAAGAAGGUUGCCUUCCCCUACAGGCACUACUGCACCAUGUUCCACACCUUGGAUAAGAGUCCGCUGGCUGCUGGCAGCUCCCUGGUGGAUCCGCAAAUCUCCCUUUGGGUGUUGAUGGCCAUCCUGCUGGCCUGCUUCACGGCUGUCUUGGCCUUCAUCUGCCUCCAGUUCUGGUGCAUCCGUUGCCAUGAGCCUCGAUGGUCUUACAGAGCUGGCCACAUGGAGGAAGCCAAUGGGCUAGUGAGAUGGCCGGAGGAGGCCCCAGCCCUUGGGCAGAGGGAGGAAGACCUGCAGGGGCUUCCCCUGGUAGAAAUGCCACGCAAGAACUCUGGAGCAGAAGCUGGGGCAGAACCUGAAGCCCUGCAGGAUGCCCCUGAUGAGGAAGCCUUAGCCAGGGAGGGAGGGGAUCAACCUGCCAUAUUGCCUCACUUCAGGGAAUGAGAGGUGGGGAGGAGAUGGCCCCCAUCAUGUAGCCGACCCCACUAUACACACAGUAGGCCUUUUGUAAAAAAUGUGUCUAUAGCCUCCCCAUCUCUCUUCCCUUAAAUGUCAGUGCCAUUGUGGAUCCCCUGGGUUGGACGAAUGCCUGAUGAUGAAGUUCUCAACCUGGAACAUGGACUCCCUGGGUGUGCCAAGGGGCCAACGUGGUAUCUCCUCAGUGUGUCCACUGGGGGCCCCAAUUAAGAAUUGAGGCAUUAUUUUUAAUAUGAAAUCAGACGUGGACAAAUUGUAAAGUAAAAAUUUGCAUGACUUAAAUUAAAACACAAUACUUGAAGAAAUGCCUGUGUUGCAAGUGGGCUCCUUGAGCCAUGUUUUCAUUCACUCUUUUGGAAAAGGGUGAGAAGCUUCUCCCUGAGCGUUUCCCAGCUUUGAGGCAGUCAGAGGUCACUUUACACUCCACCUUCAUUUUUUUAUUAAACCAUGAACUAUCUUUAUUGUCAUUACUAACAACAUUUUUCUUUAAAUUGAUUCAUUUUUAAAAACUUAUUUAAGCCUUUUAUCACCCCAUAAAUGAAAAACCAGUACCCUCUGGCUAUAAAUAGAAGGAAGGAGACAGGAAUAUAAAUUUAAUGAAUCCAAAAUAAUAUUCAACUUAUCUUGGCCACUCUCACCUGACAACGACUCUGAGCUUUAGAUCUGCUCUCUUGUGUUUGAUUUAAAAAAAAAAAAGGGAUGGGGAAUCAGACAGUGUUGAAGAAGUAUUAAAGACAUGAGUAACAAUGUAAGACCUGUGUCUUAAUCUACUUUAAGGCUUUAAAGUAAAUUGAAAAAGGAGGUACUUUUUGCUUUGAGUCAAGGUUGCUCUGGAGAAGUCAACUGCACUCUCCCAGCAUCACCCUAAGACCUUCCAGGAGCCCGCCCUGAGAGCCGAGUGGUAGGAACUCAUCUGUGUUCAUCACACUUCUAAAUCCAGAGCUCCCAAGCUGGAGGAGGACCUUUCUCACACGCUUCUAUCAUGUCAUUGGUUCCUCUUGUAGGGCCAUCUCUCUUUACUUUUGAAAAUGGGGUCAAAGUUGGCUCUUUUAAUUCCAUCAGAAAGAAAAAUGACACAUUUCACCCUUUGGUGGUGUUCUUCCACAUCAGCCCCCGUGGUAGUAAACGAAUCUCCUACACGUGUUAGGGUACCCGUGAGGCUCUGUGAACAGUUCCCCAGCUCCCACCCAGGUGUGGAAAUGCAAGUCCAGGAGGGUAGCCAUGUCUGCCUCAUCCCUAACGCAGCUGCAGUGUGCAGAAUCUCGUCUGUGUUUGGCCUAGGACAGGUGAAGAGUCUGUUUAAGGAAUGGAAAGAAGGCUGGACGGCACCAUCUGGGAGGGUCAGUGAGCAUCAGGAUGCGCACAUGUGAACUGCAGCAUGACGAAGACCUGUCUCUCAGCUCCGGCUCCAGCUAUCUGCCAGUUCCUUCAAAGCUUCACCCACCCAACCUUUUCCCGUCUGCAAAUCCAUUACAGCUACGGAGCACACAAUCCCAGAAUCACUGGACAACACUGCAACAAAUCAACUGAGAAACAAGAGGGGCUGGGAGACUGAGAUGAGAAGGCCCGCCGCCCCACUUGCCUGCCCCGCUCAAUGCAGUCCUCAAUGCACAGAUCCUGCCCAGCACCCAGCACCCAGGUCUCUGUCACCCCCAUGCCU
Messenger RNA from Sciurus carolinensis (gray squirrel), 2507 nucleotides. RefSeq names its product fibronectin type III domain containing 9 (gene Fndc9). The transcript is spliced from 2 exons. The record is from RefSeq and is a predicted model, not a curated record. Gene Ontology annotation, molecular function: protein binding. The coding region runs from base 140 to 814 and encodes 224 amino acids. Lineage: Eukaryota; Metazoa; Chordata; Mammalia; Rodentia; Sciuridae.